AUGGAUCCUGAUAAUUUUGAAGGAAAAAGAAAACUUCCAAAAAAUAUACAAGAUAUAAUUGUAAACACAGGAAAUUUAAUUAAUUUUAUUCAACAAGAUUCUGGUUCAAAUGAGAUAAUGAACUCUUUAAUUAAGCAAUUUGUUUCAUUAGAUUCAACUAUUGAAGCAACACAUGGUGGAGUAAACAAAUUAGCAGUUUCUAUAAAUGGAAUUGAAAAAUAUGCUGAUUCCCUAACAAAUAUGGUUCCUGUUGUAUAUGAUGUAAAUGAAAGUUUAUUAAAAAUAAAAAAUGAUGCUGCUAAUAUGGGAAAAUUAUAA
Messenger RNA from Strongyloides ratti, 318 nucleotides. RefSeq lists its product as hypothetical. The coding region runs from base 1 to 318 and encodes 105 amino acids. The record is from RefSeq and is a predicted model, not a curated record. Lineage: Eukaryota; Metazoa; Nematoda; Chromadorea; Rhabditida; Strongyloididae. The transcript has 2 exons.